Molecule: messenger RNA, 3339 nt
Organism: Auanema sp. JU1783
Lineage: Eukaryota; Metazoa; Nematoda; Chromadorea; Rhabditida; Rhabditidae
Source: the annotation of a GenBank genome assembly
AUGACCGUUGAAACAAAGCCGAAUAUGGCAAGUAUUCCAGCUGGAGAUGAACCACAAGCCUAUGUCUUUGGUCCAGAUUCUAUUCUCCUGGAUUAUACCGGAACGUAUGUGUUAAUUGAUGGUUGUAGUACCGCACGUAGUUUUGUAAAAAACGUUAACAAAGUAAGUGAAGCUAUUCUCUCAAAUGUCAACGAAGCCAGUCUCGGUUGUAUAUCUGAGCAGGUUGAGAAGGAUGUCAUCACAUACUCUGCUCUACCUAACCUUAAAGAAGCCGGUCUUGAUGGAAGCGCUCAAAACUUGGCUCAUAAAAUUCAAAAAGCUAACGAAAACGCUGAAACUAAACUCCGUUUCAAUCCAAAGUACGAGCCUGUUCUUAUAGAUAAGAGAGGACAUAGUUCUGUUAAAAUUCAUGUAUUAGAUGGAGCACGCAAGGAAUCUUUAGACGCUCUUGAUAAAGCCCUUACAAACGGAUCAGAAGUUGAUUUGCAUCGAGUUUCUAAUCAACAUGGAUUAAUCUUUGUACUCGUUUGGUCAAGCAAAUUCAAUGAGCCUGUCAAAAGAGUUCUAUAUAGUGGAAACGCUCCUUAUGAUCGUAUCAUUCAAGCUCUUGAGAAGGCUAGUUCCUUAAAUGUAAUAACACGAGAAGUAGUAACACCAGCAUCAAUGAUUGAAGCUCCUAUUGCUUCUGGUGUAUCCAAAGUAAAAGCCAUCGGAUCAACUGCAACACCUUUCUCAUUGAAAGACAAGAUUGAAGCUAAAAAAAGAGCUGAUGCCGCUGCUGCUGCUACCCGACCUACUGCUAGAACCUCUACUGGUCCGGCUGCUAGAACAUCUACAGCCACUACUAAAGCUCCUCCAACUCGCACAUCAACAUCCACCCUAUCAGCAGCCCGGCGUUCUCCAAACUUAUCUACGUCUUCAUCCCGCCCUGCUUCUAAGACUUCAACACCAUCAGCUGCUAAUCCUUCAUCUCGUCUUUCUGCACGUUCAACACUUCCUCCUUCUAGACCAAGCACUACUACUAAGCCUACUACCAAACCAACUACUACUCCUGCUAGCUCUACCGCAAGCCGAACAACAGUUAAAAAGACAGGUCCACCUAGUACUGCUUCAACUACCACUAAAACUGCAACUGCACGAGUGCCAUCAUCUUCGACAGUACCAGGAAAGCUUACACGUGCAACUGCACCCAAGGCUUCACACCCACCUGCAAGAUCCAAUGUUGCAACUUCUGCUGCUUCACGGGCAGGACCUGCUCAAGCAAAAACGUCCACGACUUCAAAUGUGAAAAAAGCAGCUCCUGAAUCAGUUGAGGAUUCGAUUGUUUUCGUUGGUGAGUAUAUAACGAUCGAGGACACUGUUGAUGAAUCUAGAGUAGUGUUAAAUGAAAAAGACGAAAAUAGGAUGCUAACUAACAUGGGAUCGAAGGGCUUAAACAAAGGUUCAUUUUCACCAACUGAUAUUAAUGAAGAAAAUAUGUUAUCGACUAACUAUGCAAUGAACAAGGAAGUUUCGGAAAACCCUUCAUUACUCUGCGAUGAACAAGCCAUUUCUAAUCAAGUGAAUGAAAUUGCUUCUCAUACUCAACAUUCAGAAGUUCCUUCUCUCAACUCAUUUGAAACUGAGAAGGAUAUCGCUGAAGGGGCUGUUUUCGAGAAGGACAAAACCUCUGAUGAGCUCGAAACGACAAUUAUCGAGCUUGAUAGCGAAGCAUCUCAUGUAGCACCAAUUUCCUCUGAAACUUUCACUAAGGAAAAGAGUGCUACUCCCGAAGUACAGGAAGUAGAGGCUAAAGAAGUAGCUGAUGAAUCCUCAAUCACUCUUCUGGAUGUGUUGGAAUCAUCGAAUGAUUCUGAAAUUGUGGAAAUAAUAUCGGUUAAACAGAAAGACAUCACUCCUGCUCCUGAAGAAUCCGGGGCUACCAUAGAUUCUGAGCCAGUUGUCUCUUCAACGGAAGUUGAAUCACACACUUUGCUCGAUUUCAAUGACACUCCUAAUGUGAGAGAUUUCGACCCAAUCCGGGAGGACACUGUAGAUUCCACCAGUGCAUCGAACAGUUACAAGAAUCCUAUGGAUAUUUCUGAUAUCAGAAGUACCUCUAUGUUCAAUGACACUCUUGGAAUAACUUCUUUUGCUGAUCCUCAUAACGAAGCCAUUGUUGCUGAUUCUACAAUUAACGGUGCUACAAUUUUGAUUCCUCAAAUCCCUGAUGCUGAUGGCUUGUUGGAUCAUAUUGAAGAACCCUCUGUACUGCGUCGAAUCAGUAUGGACACUGACACACUUACCGAUCAGUUGGAGCAAAUGGGUAAUGACGGUCAAACAACACAAGUUAAUGAAGAUCUUCUUGAAGAGCUCAGCCGUCAAACGGUGAAAGAAGCAAUAGAGAAAGCUCAAGCUUCUCUUGUAUCUGACCCAGCUUCUACUAACGAUGAAUCAUCCGUCGUUCAGAAUGAGCAUGAGAAAGAUCACUCUGACAGUCACCAAACUCGAAAUGAAAUGGAUACUGGACUUUCACUCGAUAACUUGACUAUUGAAGAACAAACCAGAAAAAUAAGUCAACAUUUAAUUGAUUCUGCUCCUACUGAAAUCGCCACCGCUUUGGCUCACUCAAUGAUGGAGGGUAUGCAAAACGCUGCUUCACAUCUUGCGAGUGAGGAAAAUGAUCAAUCUUCCGAAACUGAAAAGGUUUCUACUGAUGAAUCGAAAAAAGAUGCUUCGAACGUUGAUAAGAUGUUGCCAAUGCAAUCAAGAUCUAGUGUUGUCGCCGAAUCCGACGAUCAUGAAGUAGUAUAUGAGAAGCCUGAUCCUAUCAUGGGUGAUAUUCUCGAGACAGUUGCCGCAGAUUCUGAACGUGUUGAUAACGAUUCUCUCAAAUCCUCAGACCCCAAUCUCAUUAAUGUCUUUGACGCCACAAAUGUCGUUCGUCAAUAUUGGACAGUUACCAAUAGAGGAAAUGGCCCUCAUUUGAAAAAGGAACGCUAUUUCGAAUUAGCAACUGUUCCUCACAACGGAUCAAAAUGCUCACUGAAAAAUCUUGAUGAAGCUUGUAAUUAUUUCCAUUCUAUCAGAUCCAAAAAUUACAUUUUGGCUAGUGAAGACUUGCCCGUGUACGUUUUAGAAGGAUGGCUAGAAGCUAAGAAAGGAUGGGGAAAUCCAGACAUGGCCACAUCUUUAAUAUUAACUGUUUCGGCUAACUGUCUGACGACAUUCACUGAAAGCCACGCCGCAGAGCUUGCUGCUCAACAUAUGAGUAUCCCAGCUCCAAUUACUAAUUCCCACAUAACUGUACAAUACGAGACUGGGCAGGAAAGAUUUAACAUUAUAAGAUUAAAGUUGUAA